Molecule: messenger RNA, 348 nt
Organism: Chaetura pelagica (chimney swift)
Lineage: Eukaryota; Metazoa; Chordata; Aves; Apodiformes; Apodidae
Gene: PDZK1IP1
Product: PDZK1 interacting protein 1
Exons: 4
Coding region: 1-348 (115 amino acids)
Source: RefSeq, a predicted model, not a curated record
AUGGCUGCCCGCUGCCUCCUCCUCCUGGGACUGCUCCUGGCCCUGGAACCUGCCUCCUGCCAGGAAGCCCGAGGCAGCCUCCAGCCAUGGUCACAAGGUGUCAUUGCAGUGGUUGUGUUCCUAGUCCUGGUGGCCAUCGCUUUCGUGGUCAAUAGGUUCUGGUGUAAGGAGAAAGUGGAAAAUGUUGAGACGGUGGUGAGCGUUGAGGACAAGCAGGACACUGUCAUGUCCAACGGCCAUGAAGGGAGAUACGUAACCACUGCAGCCAACUUCAGGUCCAAAGAAAACCAGCAUGCCUACGAGAACACCCUGGAGCCCGAGGAGAGGGUGAUCACCACCGCCAUGUAG